UUCCUCUCUGCGGAAGCCCUCAGUUCUGAGGUGACUGUUCCUGAGUCCUCUCCCUCCCUGCUAAACCCUGGGGCUUUGUCUGCUCAAACUGCGUGCCCAGGCUUGUCCCUGACAGUGGAGGAGACAGAGAUUCAGCUCAUGGAGGAGGAGCAGAGACACCAGAGGAGACGCGCAGUGAGCUGGAAGAGAAACUUGUGAGGGCAGGGGAGGGAGGCCCACCGGGCAUGUUCCAGGUGCACCCCAGGCUGGUCAUCCCAGAUGCCACCCCCACGGUGACCCAGUUUCCCUGUGCUACCUUUCCAGUGCCUGCUGGCAAAGGGGACUUUCCCAUAAACCUUGCCUCCACCGAAAGGACAGUGAUCCAAGCCAGUGCAACAUGGGGAGUUAGGGCCAGCCUUGGGGAGCUCUGGGAAGAGCCUGCCGCUAGAACUAGGGACCCUGGAAGUGGGACUACAGGACAGAGAAGAGUCUCUCCUUCCCUCCAAGCCCACGAAUAGCAAGACAGACACACGUCCCACAAUGUGGCUCCUUCACCCAGAGGGCCUCCUGUAUCCCCCUUGCUGUACUCUGUCCAUGGAUGCCACUCAUGCAUCUCCGCAGGCAGACAUCUUCAGGAUGAGAGCCCCAGUCCUUUUCGCUGCUGUCCUCUAUCUCCAGGGGUUUUUGGCUGAGGAAGAUGCAUGCCUCUCCCUGGAAGGGUGCCCAGACAGGGAGGGUGGAGCCCCAUCCAUUGUCCAUGGACUCCAGCUCCACAGCUCCGGGAGCCCCACCAGCCUGGAGGCCUCAUGGAGUAAUGGCCCUGGGAAGCAGGACAGCUACCAACUAUUGCUCUAUCACCAAGAAUCCCAAACACUGGCAUAUAACAUCUCCGUGUCCCCAGACAUCCUGUCCUAUAAUUUUGGCAACCUCUUACCAGGUAGCAAGUAUGUUUUAGAGGUUACCACCUGGGCUGGCCAUCUCCAGGCCAAGACCAGCACUCACCAGUGGACAGACCCUGUGCCUCCUGAUCACCUGGUGCUGCGUGCUUUGAGCACCAGCAUCCUGCAGGCCUCCUGGAACAGCUCUGAAGGGGCUGCCUGGCUCCAUCUGGGGCUCACAGACCUCCUAGGUGGUGUUAACCUGACUGUAGUCGUCAGACGAGGAGUCUCAAACCAUACCUUCCUCCACCUGUCUCCAGGGACCCGCUAUGAGCUGACACUUUGUGCUGCUGCUGGGCCCCAUAAGGCCAUGGGGCCCAGUGCUACGGAGUGGACCCAUCCCUCUGCCCCAAGGGACCUGGUGCUGACUUCCACGCCCCCUGGGCUCUGGGCAAGCUGGAAGGCAGGGCCAGGAGCCCGAGAUGGCUAUGUGCUAAGAUUAAGUGGGCCAGUAGAAAAGAGUGUUGCUCUAGGCCCUGAGGCCUGCAAUGCCACAUGGCCAGGGCCCCUGCCCACUGGACACUAUGGCCUGGAGCUGGAGGUUCUGGCUGGGCCCUAUGAUGCCUUCGUCCAGGCCAGUGCCUGGCUGGAUGAUUCUGCAGCCAAAACUCCGCAGGGCCAUGGUGCCAAGCUGCGGCUGGAUGGUCUGGAGGCCAGCAGGGAGCCCGAAAGGCGGGCACUGCUCUAUGCUGAUGGUGAUUUGGGCCUCCUGGGAAACAUCUCCGUGCCCUCUAGCACCAACCACAUCACCUUCUGUGGGCUGGUGCCUGGGGCCCGCUACCGUGUGGACAUUGUUUCAUCUCUGGGUGUCAUUAUCCAGAGCCUCACAGGCCACACAAGUCCCUUGGCACCACAGUUACUGGAGGUCACCAGCAGGGCCAGCCUGUCUGAUCUGACUAUUGGCUGGGCUCCAGCACCAGGACAACGGGAAGGCUACACAGUCACUUGGCACCAGGAAGGCAACCAGAGGGCCUUGGGCGGCCGUGUUGACUUGGGCCCAGACAAUGGCAGCGUGACUCUGAGGGGUCUGGUGCCUGGCUUCUGCUACACGGUGUCAGUGCAGGCCUGGGCAGGGAGCCUCAACUCCAGCCCCCAGAGGACCCGUGCCUGCACCUCCCCUGCUCCGCCCGCCAACUUGAGCCUGGGCUUUGCUGUCCAGCCCCCCGUGCUGAGGGCCUCCUGGAGUUUCCCACCAGGUGGCAGGGAUGGUUUCCGGCUGAGGCUAUACAGCCUGAAGCCCCUGGCUCUGGACAGUGAGGAGACGUUGGGUCCCGAGAUCCAGAACUUCUCCUGGGCCCAGCUGCCCAGGGGCUCUGAGAUCCUGGUGCGGCUGGCUACUCUACGGGGAUUGGAGGAGAGUGGCAGUGCCAACGCCACAGGCUGGACCCCCCCCCUCGCUCCUUUGCUGGUGAAUGUGACCAGCAAAGGCCCCACUCAGCUCUGGGCAUCUUGGAUUCAUGCUCCCGGGGGCCGGGACAGCUACCAAGUAACCCUGUACCAGGCAGGGGCCCAGGUGGCUGUGGACACUGUGGGAGCAGAGGUGAACAGCACAAGAUUUUCUGCGCUGACUGCGGGCACACAGUACGAGGUGGAGGUUGGCACGUGGGCCGGGCCCCUUUGCACCGCAGCAGCCAAUGUUUCUGGCUGGACCUCCCCCCACGUGCCCCACGAAGUGCUGGUAUCCAUGCAAGCGAGCAGUGCUGUGGUUAGCCUGGCCUGGGCCAGUGGUCCCCUUGGGCAGGGUGUAUGCCAUGCCCGGCUCUCAGAGUCCGGGCACCUGUCCAGGGAGCAACCCUUGGUGCCAGGCCAAACCCGCCUUGUGCUGAGGGAGCUCCCACCGGGCCACAGUCUCUCCCUGUUGGUGCUAUGUGAGGCGGGGCCGCUCCAGGUCUCUACCCACUCCGUGGUGUUGCCUGUUGAGCCUGGCCCUGUGGAGGAUGUACAGUGCCAACCUGAUGCCACCCACCUGGCUUUGAACUGGACGAAGCCUGCGGGAGAUGUGGGUGCCUGCCUGGUCAUGGUGGAGCAGUUGACCACAGGAGGAAAUGCGUACCUCGUGUUCCAGGCCAACACCUCUGAGGACGCUCUCGUGCUGUCCAGCCUGGCGCCUGCCACUUCCUACCGCCUCAGCCUCACUGUGCUGGGCAGGAAUGGUCUGUGGAGCCGGACAGUCACGCUGGUGUGCACUACUUCUGCAGAGGCUUGGCACCCCCUAGAGUUAGCUGCAGCUCCUCAGCUGGAGGAGCCUGGGAUGGGCAUGGGCGUGGUGCUCACACCGGACAUGUUUGGCAAGGAUGAUGGACAGAUCCAGUGGUACGGUGUCAUUGCCACCACCAACAUGGCGUUGGCUCGGCCUUCACAGGAAAUCAUCAACCACACGUGGUAUGACCAUUACUACAGAGGAUACGACUCCUACCUGGCUGUCCUGCUUCCCAACCCCUUCUACCCAGGGCCCUGGAUGGUGCCAAGUUCCUGGACUGUGCCUGUGGGCACAGAGGACUGUGGUCACAUGCAGGAGAUAUGUAAUGGGCAGCUCAAACCAGGCUCCCAGUAUAGGUUCAGUGUUGCUGCCUUUACCAGGCCCACCUCCCCUGAGACCAUCGUCUCCUUCUCAGCCUUCUCAGAGCCCAGGGUCAGCGUUCCCCUGGCGGCAGUGCCCCCACCCGUCAUGGUGGGCAUCAUGGCAGGCUGUGCGCUCGUGGUCUGUGCCUUGCUGGGCCUGCUGGGCUGGCGGCGGGUGAAGGGGCAGAGGCUGGAGAAGGACAGCACUUCCCAGGAGCCGGAGCCUCACAGCCUAUGGCAGACCCACAGGCCCAUCCCCAUGCACAGCUUCCAGCAGAGCUUCGAGGCCAAGAGCGCUCACUCGCACCAGGCUUUCUUUCAAGAGUUCGAGGAGCUGAAGGAGGUAGGCAAGGAGCAGCCCAGAUCUGAGGCCGAACACCCUGCCAAUAUCACCAAAAACCGUUACCCACAUGUGCUGCCCUAUGACCACUCCAGGGUCAGGCUGGCCCGGCUGGAGGGAGAGCCCCAUUCUGACUACAUCAACGCCAGCUUCAUCCCAGGCUACGCCCACCAACGAGGGUACAUUGCUACCCAGGGGCCUCUCAAGAAGACUCUGAAAGACUUUUGGCGGCUGGUGUGGGAGCAGCAGGUCCACACCAUUGUGAUGUUGACGGUGGGCAUGGAGAAUGGGAGGGUUCUAUGUGAGCAUUACUGGCCAGCAGACUCCAUCCCUGUCAACCACGGUCACCUCACAAUUCACCUCCUGGCUGAGGAGUCCAGAGAUGAGUGGACCAUGAGGGAUUUCGAGCUGCAGCACGGUGCCCAGCACAAACAGCGGAGAGUAAAGCAGCUGCAGUUCACCACUUGGCCAGACCACGGCAUCCCAGAGGCCCCUGGCUCCCUGCUCGCCUUUGUGGAGCUGGUGCAUGAGCAUGCCAGGGCCACCCAAGGCACCAGGCCCAUCCUGGUGCAUUGCAGUGCGGGUGUAGGCCGUACGGGCACCUUCGUCGCCCUUUCGAGGCUGCUGCAGCAGCUGGAAGCGGAGCAGGCAGUGGAUGUGUUCAACGUGGUGUACACGCUCCGGCUGCAUCGGCCCCUCAUGAUCCAGACCCUGAACCAGUAUAUCUUCCUGCACAGCUGCAUCCUGAGCAGGAUUCUGCAAGGGCCCUCGGGCACCUCUGAGACUGGACCCAUCUCUGUGGCCAACUUCGCGCAGGCGUGUGCCAGGAGGGCGGCCAAUGCCAAUGCUGGCUUCCUGAGGGAGUACAAGCUCCUGCUGCAGGCUAUCAAGACGGAGGCUGGCUCUUCAGUGUCCCCUUCUGACUAUGAGCAGGACGGCACUGUCCCCCGCGCCCGCUCCCAGUCUCAUUGCUCUGCCAUGAGCGCAGAGAGCUCCGCUGAUGCCGUCCCUGAAGCCUGGCUCUUCCCUGGUGGGCCUUUGGGCCGUGACCACGUGGUGCUGACGGGGCCUGCGAGGCCAGAGGAGCUCUGGGAGCUUGUGUGGGAACACGGAGCCCACGUGCUAGUCUCCGCAAGCCCACCUGACACCCAGGAGAAGCCACAGGCGUUCUGGCCAACAGAGAUGCAGCCCGUCAUCGCAGGCAUGGUGACUGUACACUGGGUGGUGGACAGCAGCACUGCCAGCUGGCCCUGUACUCUCUUCAGGGUCACACAUGGGGAGAGCGGCAUGGAGAGGCUGGUGCAGCGGCUGCAAUUCCCACACCAGGAGCCUGGGCACGAGCUGCCUGCUGCUGCCCUGAUGCCCCUCUUGGCUGCUGUGAGCCAGUGCUGCUUCCGGGGCAAGAACAAGAAGCCCAGUACACUACUCAGCCACUGCAGCAAGGGUGCAGCCCAGCUGAGCACCUUCCUGGCCAUGGAGCAGCUGCUGCAGCAGGCAGGGGCCGAGCGCACUGUGGAUGUCUUUAAAGCAGCCCUGCAGCAGUCACAGGCCUGUGCCCUCAUGACCCCCACUCUGGAGCAGUAUAUCUGCCUCUACAACUGUCUGAACAACGCACUGGUGGAUGGGCUUCCCUGAGUCCAGAAGCAGCAGUGCCCUGUCAGGCCUGACCCAGCAAGUCCCCUGGCGGGGCUUCUAGGAGGGCAGCCUCUACUGGGCACCAUGGUGGGAAGGGCCAGGGGCAAGGAAUAAAGAUACAUGCUUGAG
Cavia porcellus (domestic guinea pig) is the source of this 5583-nucleotide messenger RNA. RefSeq names its product receptor-type tyrosine-protein phosphatase V-like. Gene Ontology annotation, biological process: peptidyl-tyrosine dephosphorylation involved in inactivation of protein kinase activity. The record is from RefSeq and is a predicted model, not a curated record. Gene Ontology annotation, molecular function: protein tyrosine phosphatase activity; protein binding. The transcript has 33 exons. NCBI's taxonomy places the organism in Eukaryota, Metazoa, Chordata, Mammalia, Rodentia, Caviidae. The coding region runs from base 520 to 5454 and encodes 1644 amino acids. Gene Ontology annotation, cellular component: signaling receptor complex.